Penicillium arizonense is the source of this 1122-nucleotide messenger RNA. RefSeq names its product DXO/RAI1 family decapping nuclease. The record is from RefSeq and is a predicted model, not a curated record. Gene Ontology annotation, molecular function: mRNA 5'-diphosphatase activity. NCBI's taxonomy places the organism in Eukaryota, Fungi, Ascomycota, Eurotiomycetes, Eurotiales, Aspergillaceae. The transcript has 9 exons. Gene Ontology annotation, cellular component: cytosol; nucleus. Gene Ontology annotation, biological process: NAD-cap decapping; nuclear-transcribed mRNA catabolic process. The coding region runs from base 1 to 1122 and encodes 373 amino acids.
AUGAACAGGUCUAGCUUUGACAUCCAACCCCUGCACCGCUUCGGCGGUGCCAAUACCUCCAUCCGGCGGCCAAAGGAAAUCGCCUGCUUCUCAUAUGAUGACGAGCGCCGUUUCUCACUGGGUGAUUCAUCCAUGGCCUAUUACUACACGCCUACUCUGCCGGCAGACUUGAAUCAGGGCUAUGACACGUUCCAAAAGCUCAAUGAUGCUCCGGAUGAGCAUCUAGAUGCUUUGCUUGAUACCAUUGCUGCUCAUGAGAAAGCCACAGAGAAGAAGUGUGAUGUUGAUAUCGUCACUUGGCGAGGGAUGAUGACCAAGAUUCUGACGGCCCCAUUUAAUAACAAUGAUGGCUUCGAGAUGAACGCAACUUGUUUCCAGGGUACCAUUUUCAUCGAAGAGAACAACGAGUACAAAAACCUACAAAAAGAGCUCCAGCAUAAGCGAGGAUCACCGCCCGGAAUGGCACCACAAGAGCUCAUGAUGUACUGGGGCUACAAAUUCGAGUACUUGGCAGUACUCCGCAAGCCAUGGGAUGAAUCAACCCGUGAAGAAAUUGAGAAUCGCCAGAAUGUUAUCGUCAACAACGCCGCCCAGUAUUGUUCCGUCGUCCGCACCGGAAUUGGGAAUACGCGCAUGGUUCUCGGCGGAGAGGUAGAUGCCAUCUGGGAUUGCAAACCAUCACAAGAAGGAGCACCCAUAAACUGGGUCGAACUAAAGACAUCGGCUCAAAUCCGCAAUGAGCGCGACAUGCUCAAGUAUGAGCGCAAACUGCUCAAGUUCUGGGCUCAAUCCUUCUUGCUAGGUGUGCCCAAAAUCAUCGUGGGAUUCCGUGAUCAAAAUGGUAUCUGCCAUAGCCUUGAAGAACUGGAUACGGCCAGCAUUCCAGGAAAAGUGCUGAGUGUCGGCAAGCGCUCCUGGGAUGGGAACAUCUGUAUCAACUUCGCUGGUGCAUUCUUGGACUGGCUCAAACAGACCAUCAACCGUGAGGGGACGUGGAGGAUUCGAAAACAGGAGAAAUCCUCGGUCAUUGAGGUUUUCCAGGUUGAGGAGCAGGGACAUGGUGAUAUCCUCUCGCCUGCGUUCAAAGCCUGGCGAACCGCCACAGGGUCUAUGGAGUCAUAA